ACACACACUCACACAUACACCCAUCUCCAGCCCCACCACCCCACCAUGGCUGCCUCCACCCUGUCCAUCUGCUCCGGCGACCCGAGCUACGGCAGCCGGGUCUGCCAGCCCAGGGCCUGGGGCUCUUGCCCUGACUCCUCCUGGCAGGUGGACGACUGCCCAGAGAGCUGCUGCGAGCUCCCCUGCUGCGCCCCCAGCUGCUGUGCCCCGACCCCCUGCCUGACCCUCCUCUGCACCCCAGCCAGCUGUGUGUGCAGCCCCUGCCAGUCAGCCUGCACCAGCUCCUGCACACCCUCCUGCUGCCAGCAGUCUAGCUGCCAGCCCUCCUGCUGCACCUCCUCCCCCUGCCAGCAGGACUGCUGUCUGCCCAUCUCCUGCACACUCAUCUCCUGCACACCUGUCUCCUGCACACCUGUCUGUUGCAAGCCCAUGAGCUGUGUGCCUGUCUGCUCUGGGGCCUCCCCCUGCUCAGACUCCUCAUGCUGUCAGCAGUCUAGCUGCCAGCCCUCUUGCUGCACCUCCUUCCCCUGCCAGCAGGACUGCUGUGUGCCGGUCUCCUGCACACCCGUAUGCUCUGGGGCUGCCCUCUGCCCAGCCCCCUCAUGCUGCCAGCCCACCCCCUGCCCCCCGUCCUGCUGCAGGCCCUCCUCCUGCGUGUCCCUCACCUGCCGCCCCAUGUGCAGGCCCGCCUGCUGCAUGCCCGUCUCCUCCUGCUGUGCCCCCGCCUCCUGCCAGCCCAGCUGCUGCCGCCCCGCCUCAUGUGUGUCCUUGCUCUACUGCCCCGUGUGCUCCUGUGCGGCCUGCUGUGGCCCCGCCUCGGCCCAGAAGUCCUGCUGCUGAGGGAUCUUAAAGGCACCCCAAAGCUCACCCCAGAGCUCACUGCCAUCUGCAGCCCCUGGAUUCUUUACCAGGAGCCCAGACAGCUGUCAAGUCCCCUUCAUGGGCCCCCAGUGGGCAUUUGUGGCCACCUGGUCACCCACGUGUAGUCCUCUGAACAUCUCACCCAUUUCUUCAAGUACUGACUUUCCCCAAGUCAACGUGCCCUGCCUCCCCAGCCCAGGUGGGCAGUGACCCCAGCGAGGCCAGCUGGACUCUCCCAGGCCUUUGAAGCUCACGUGGAGGAAGGAGAGAAGAUGAACCACUUGGAGUUGGUUUCUCAUCGCUGUGACAGGACCCGGGUGUGGCCCAGCUUCCUCCACUGGUUCCUGAGCUGGUUUCUUUAUCUUCCCCUCAUUCUCCAACCUGCCAAUCCCUUCCAAUAAAUUCCU
This is a messenger RNA of Ceratotherium simum simum (southern white rhinoceros), 1268 nucleotides long. Lineage: Eukaryota; Metazoa; Chordata; Mammalia; Perissodactyla; Rhinocerotidae. The record is from RefSeq and is a predicted model, not a curated record.